AUGGACGUCUUGAUCCGAUGCUUUGAUGAAGCCCUGGUCUCGUACAAAUCAGACACCGAGCUGUCCUUUAGGAUCAAACGAGGGUGGGAAGUCUUUGACAAAUAUUAUAGCAAGACAGAAGCAUCGCCCUAUUAUGCAGCUGCCUUGAUCCUUCAUCCCAGCUAUCGCACAACAUACAUCCAGGCAAAUUGGAAGAAGAAGUGGCAAAAACCUGCGUUCAAACAGGUCAAAGACCUUUGGCUCACAUACCGAGACACUGUGGAUGGCGCCCUCUCGCAACAUUUACUAGAUGACGAUGAUGACGAGGACCUUGACGCGUUUGAUCGCAUUUCAAGGAACCUGCAGAAUUGCACUCGACCGUCAAGCCAGGACGAGUACGAAGAUUACAUUUCAUGUGAUCCGUACGACAUUACGCCGACGACGGCCUUGUCAUGGUGGCUUCAAGAGCAACAGAAAACGAUGGCACAAGCUAUCACAAAUGGCCAUAGACAUCCUAUCAAUGCCGGCGAUGAGUGA
Molecule: messenger RNA, 516 nt
Organism: Hirsutella rhossiliensis
Lineage: Eukaryota; Fungi; Ascomycota; Sordariomycetes; Hypocreales; Ophiocordycipitaceae
Exons: 2
Coding region: 1-516 (171 amino acids)
Source: RefSeq, a predicted model, not a curated record